Messenger RNA from Hemiscyllium ocellatum (epaulette shark), 2456 nucleotides. Its product is annotated as serine/threonine-protein phosphatase 4 catalytic subunit. The record is from RefSeq and is a predicted model, not a curated record. Gene Ontology annotation, molecular function: protein serine/threonine phosphatase activity. NCBI's taxonomy places the organism in Eukaryota, Metazoa, Chordata, Chondrichthyes, Orectolobiformes, Hemiscylliidae. Bases 157 to 1080 code for a protein of 307 amino acids. Gene Ontology annotation, biological process: double-strand break repair via homologous recombination; peptidyl-serine dephosphorylation. The transcript has 9 exons. Gene Ontology annotation, cellular component: nucleus; cytoplasm.
CUCCCCCGCCGCCGCCAUCUUGUAUUCGGGUCGGCCCGAAGCGGCGCUCUGCGCUCUCUCUCCCUCCCUUUCUCUCUCUCUUCUUGUGCUGGCUGGACGCCGCGAGGCCUCGAGGAGGGGGAGGCGACGGAAACAGUACAGCUCCCUCCCUCCACGAUGACAGAGAUCAGCGAUCUGGACCGGCAGAUCGAGCAGCUUCGACAGUGUGAGCUCAUUAAGGAGAAUGAAGUCAAAGCACUGUGUGCCAAAGCCAGGGAGAUCCUCGUAGAGGAGAGUAAUGUGCAGCAGGUGGAUUCUCCAGUGACGGUUUGUGGCGAUAUCCACGGUCAGUUCUAUGACCUGAAGGAAUUAUUCAGGGUGGGCGGCGAUGUACCAGAGACCAACUAUCUGUUUAUGGGAGACUUUGUGGACCGAGGGUUCUACAGCGUUGAGACCUUCCUGCUGCUGCUUGCUCUGAAGGUGCGAUACCCUGACAGGAUCACCCUGAUCCGCGGGAACCACGAGAGUCGACAGAUCACACAGGUCUACGGUUUCUACGAUGAGUGUCUGCGGAAGUAUGGCUCAGUCACGGUGUGGCGGUACUGCACUGAAAUCUUCGAUUACCUCAGUCUCUCAGCAAUCAUCGACGGGAAGAUUUUCUGCGUGCACGGCGGUCUCUCUCCCUCCAUCCAAACGCUGGAUCAGAUCAGGACAAUCGAUCGUAAACAGGAGGUCCCUCAUGACGGGCCCAUGUGUGAUCUCCUGUGGUCAGACCCUGAAGACACUACGGGUUGGGGAGUGAGCCCGAGGGGAGCUGGCUACUUGUUUGGCAGUGAUGUCGUCACUCAGUUCAACGCUGCGAAUGACAUCGACAUGAUCUGUCGGGCCCACCAGUUAGUGAUGGAAGGUUAUAAAUGGCACUUUAACGAGACCGUGCUCACAGUCUGGUCUGCACCGAAUUACUGCUACAGGUGUGGGAAUGUAGCCGCUAUACUGGAACUGGAUGAGCAUCUCCAGAAGGAGUUCAUCAUCUUUGAGGCUGCCCCUCAGGAAACCCGCGGCAUCCCUUCCAAAAAACCCGUGGCCGACUACUUCCUGUGACCCCACUCCCACCCACCCACCUCCCCCCCACCCCCCUGCCCCAGCGAGCGGACCCCAAUGUCAGCCAUCAUCGCCAGCCCCAGCUCCACCCUCCGAGGGCCCCCCCCCCCAGUCCCAGCUCAUCCCAGGAGCAGGCUCCCAGCGAUCGAGGGGACACUGGGCGAUGGGGACCUCACCGGGUGGGGGUGGGGAGCUGCUACAUCCAGGAGGAGGUGGCUUCACUCUGGGUUCGGGCACGUGUCACUGUGGCCCAUCCCUCCGCACACACACACGCACACACACACACCCCCUAACACACACACACACCCUAACACACACCCCCUAACACACACCCCCUCUCUCUCUCACACACACACACACACACACACACACACACACACCCUAACACACACACGCGCGCACACACACACACACCCGCUAACACACACAGCCCCCUCUCUCUGUUUCUCACGCACACACUCACACUCUCUCUCACACUCUCUCUCACACUCUCUCUCACACUCUCUCUCACACUCUCUCUCACACUCACACUCUCUCUCACACUCACUCUCACUGUCACACACUCUCACACUCACUCUCACUCACUGUCACACACACACUCACUCUGUCACACACUCACUCGCACUCUGUCACAAUCACUCUCUCGCUCACUCUCUCGCUCACUCUGUCUCUGUCACUGUCUCACUCUCUCUGUCUCACUCUCUCUGUCUCACUCUCUCUGUCUCACUCACUCUGUCACUGUCACACUCUCACUCACACUCUCUCAGUCACUCUCUCUCUCUCUCUCUCUCUGUGUCUGUGUGAGUCUCUGUCUUCCUGUCUCUCUCAGAAGCACACACAACCUCAUAUCCACGAGAGACACAUGCCCACACACUCUCAAACUCCCCCUCUCCCUCUCCCUCUUCCCCCCACCCCCCACACUCCCCCCGGCCUGGUUGCCGGUAUGCUUUCCCCAUGACCCUUUUCCCCCCUCAGUCCUUUGAGCUCCUGUCCCACCUCAGGACCCUCGGCCACACACCCCCCAGCAGCAAGGACUCUCCCCAGGCUACGGGUCUCCUGCAAGCUGCAGACUGUCCUGGUGGGGUGGGGGUGAAAGAGCACCCCUGCCCCCACCUCACCCAAGGGGACGUUGCCUCUCCCUGAUGGGGGUAAGGGUCACCCCCACACACACACACACACACACUUGUCGAACUCGGUGGGUUGGGAAUCCUGGGAGGAAUGACCUCACUUUGGUGACCACGUGGUCAUUAACUACUUUUGACAGAUCUGUGACAACUCCAUCUGACUUGAGAUCGACUCGGCAAUGUUUUUAAUGAAAGGUUCACUCUUCAAAUAAAAUCUUCAAAAAAAAAACCAAUAAAAACUGCAAAAGUUCA